Messenger RNA from Amborella trichopoda, 2568 nucleotides. It is a transcript of the gene PAB7, whose product is annotated as poly(A) binding protein 7. Lineage: Eukaryota; Viridiplantae; Streptophyta; Magnoliopsida; Amborellales; Amborellaceae. The record is from RefSeq and is a predicted model, not a curated record. Gene Ontology annotation, molecular function: RNA binding.
UUGGACUCGGUCACGCGCUGUGGAAGAGCGAAAUCUCUGUCUCUCUCUCUAAACGCGAAAGCCUUCUCUCUCUCUCUCUCUUCCCCGCUCCGCGCCAUCUUUCUUUCUCUCUCAUUCCAUCGUGCUCCUAAACCACACUUCCCCACAUUUUUGCGCUAAUCAUUUUGUGAGGACUCUGCAAAAACCAGGAAUCUCCAUUAACGUUGCAGAGAAAAAGCGCAGCAAUGGCGGUUCUCUCUGGUACUGCUCCGCCUCUGUAUGUGGGGGACCUUCACCCCGACGUUACAGAUGACCAGCUCUAUGAGGGCUUCUCCUCUAUUGGUACUGUUUCCUCUGUUCGUGUGGUUCGAGAUACAGUUACAGGUCGCUCUCUUGGCUACGGUUAUGUCAACUAUGUUGCCACUCUUGAUGCUUCUAAAGCCGUAACAGAGAUGAACCACGCAAUGUUAAAUGGGAAACCGGUCCGAGUUAUGUGGUCUCUGAAGGAUCCAAUUGCAAGAAACAGUGGGGUCGGGAACCUCUUUGUUAAGAACUUGCACGAGAGUAUCAAUAAUGUGGGUCUUCAGAAUAUAUUUAUGAAGUUUGGGAGAAUCCUUUCCUGCAAGGUGGCUACUGGCCAGGAUGGAAGGAGUAAAGGCUAUGGCUUUGUCCAGUAUGAAUCUGAGGAAGAUGCAAAUAAUGCUCUCCAGAACCUUCAUUGCACCAUUGUUAAAGAAAAUGAAAAACCAUUGUUUGUGGGCAAGUUUAUUAAGAAGAGUGAGAGGAACGUGCCCAACCCAGAAGCUAAGUUCACCAAUUUGUAUGUAAAGAAUAUCGAUCAGGAUUUUACAGAAGACCUCCUGCGUGAGAAGUUUGCCAGAUUUGGGCCAAUAUCAAAUUUGAUUAUCUCAAAGGAUGAAAAUGGGAAUUCAAAGGGCUUUGGAUUUGUGAACUUUGAAUGCCCGGAUGAUGCAAAAAGAGCUGUGGAGGCCUUGGAUGGGAUGGAUCUUGGAUCUAAAACUUUAUAUGUAGCAAGAGCCCAGAAGAAGCACGAGAGGCAGGAAAUUCUACGCCGGCUAUUUGAGGAAAGAAGAAAUGAGCAAAUACUCAAAUAUCAAGGGUCGAAUUUGUACGUGAAGAACAUUGAUGAUAAUGUCACUGAUGAGGAGCUGAGAAAACAUUUCAGUCAAUGUGGCACCAUUACUUCUGCAAAACUGAUGAGAGACAAUAGAGGACUCAGUAAGGGGUUUGGAUUUGUUUGCUUUUCCUCCACUGAGGAAGCCAACAAAGCUGUGGUCACACUUCAUGGGCAUAUGUUCCAUGACAAGCCUCUGUAUGUUGCUCAUGCACAACGCAAAGAAGAGCGGCAAGCACAGUUGCAGCUCCAGUAUUCCAGGUUAUCGGAGCAAGCAGCAACUGUAGUCCCUCCUCCAUACCAGCAUCUAUACUAUCCAUCCCCAUCUGUUAUGUCCCAAAUGGCCCCGAGGCAGGGAGUUAUGUAUCAACCUUUUGGUUUAAGAUCAUCGUCAUGGAGGCCUAAUGUGUUCUCUCCUUACACUGGACAAGGUUACCAGCCCCUUCCUAUUCCCGUGGUACCCAAUAAUCAAAGGCAUCAUAGGCAAAACAGGGGCCGCUCAAAUGGGCAUUUUCAGACUCAGAACGGUCAGACUGCAUCAGUUAUUUCAAACAUGCAACAAGCAGCUCAGUCAUUGGCUAUAUUGAAGGAUACUGGAAGUAAUCAGCAUAAUGGGCAGACCACGAAGUACACAUCGAAUGGACACGCUUCAAAGUACACACCAAAUGGACGAUCAUGGGAGAUAAGUGAUGGGCAAUCCAUGGCUCCAUCAUCAACAGCCGCUUCUUCAAAUGGCAGCGGAGCUCAAGGAUCCGAGAUGCUUAAUAGCCUGCUUGCUGCUGCUACUCCGCAGCAACAGAAGAAUAUUCUUGGCGAGCGUCUCUUCCCCAUUGUUAAGAAGCAAAAGAAUGAUCUUGCUGGGAAAAUAACGGGGAUGUUAUUAGAGAUGGACAAUAGCGAGCUGCUACUGUUGUUGGAGUCUCCAGAUUCAUUGAAUAACAAAAUUGAAGAAGCAGUGCAAGUGUUGAAGCUCUCCAAGGCCAAAGUGGGAAGCCAAGAAGUGCUUCAAACCAACUACUUGUCUACUGAGGUGGCUGUUAGUUAAAGCGAGUGAUAUAGAUCAGAGGAUUUGAUGUUCUUUUCAUUGGGGUCUGAUUCAUAUUCUUUUCAAUGGAUUGGGUUUAAAUUGAGGCACUAUACUGUUAGGGAUAGGGAAUGGAUGGGUGGUAGGACACAUAAUUUAGUCAGAAGGAACUCCUUUUGUAUCCUUUAUUUCAAGUUUUGAAAGCAUUCUUUGUAGGUGGUGAGGAUUUAAGUUCUUUGUAUGGCGGGACAUGAAAUUGAUGUUCUUUAUUUUGUAACUCUCUAUACGAAAACCUUGCGAAGAAAACUCUCUGACUGAAUAAUUGGUUCCAUCCAAUUUAACAGCUGGUGUUUUUCGAAUAUGUGUUUUCUUUAUCUUUGUAAUGGUUUGUGGGGAAAUGAUGCAAAUCAGAUAAAGAUGUGAAUUGUUA